Molecule: messenger RNA, 627 nt
Organism: Puccinia graminis f. sp. tritici CRL 75-36-700-3
Lineage: Eukaryota; Fungi; Basidiomycota; Pucciniomycetes; Pucciniales; Pucciniaceae
Exons: 3
Coding region: 1-627 (208 amino acids)
Source: RefSeq, a predicted model, not a curated record
AUGGAAUUCCCUGCUGAAACCCAAAAAGUGCUUGCCGUAUGCAAGCUGCUUAACUCUACCCCUGCAAAGAUUACUCCCAAGCGCUUCUUGCAGAUUUUUCUGGAUUCCAAUAAUUCGGAAAUAGCAUACUUACGCCGCCUUUGGGCAACACCAAGGGGCCUGGGGUCCACCAUGCAGUUACUUAGCCUUCUUCGUGAUGAAAUUCUCCGGUCAGAGGGUGGUCGCGAGGAGUGGUCUGGAUUUAUUCAGAAACAGGCGGUAGACAUCCUUGUGUCACAAGAGGCCCCGAGAGGAUAUCAUCCAAAUGGCUCCUUCCACAGCUCGGUGACUGUCAAGGAAUCAUUCUUCUUGCCUGAAACGCAACAAAGCCUUGAAAAGGUUAUGGUUGAGGAGCAUACACCGUUCUUGUACGGUCUAAUUAAUGGGAUGCUCCAGGCCCGUGGUCUUGCAAGCAACGAUUUAGAAGAUGAUGAUGAAUCGGAUGAUGCCUUGUCAUCGGAUGAAGAUCAUUGCACCCCGGAUGAAUUUGGUGAAGUUACAUUCCAUCAUGCACUCUCUGGCCAGGAGCGGGUCAAGGCUUGUUUUUCUCGGCCUGUGGUGUCUCCGAGCGUGUCCAGGAAUAUCUGA